CAUGGCGAUAGCUUGGGGGCGGCGCCUUGACUACAUCUAAACCCAGCAGCUUUUUUUCCUGCUCUGCCGUUAACACACGCUUGUGUGAGAUCGCUGACAGUUGCGUUACACCGACCAGCCAUCACCCUGACCUUUCUGCCGGGAUUCAUCUCUGGAACGGAUCCAUUUAGGCGGAGAACAGGGGGAAUGAACCGGAGCUCUGCUGUUUGGAUCACUCUGCUGUGAAGCUAAAUUCCUCCACCCACCUUUUCACCAUGUCUCCAGUUUUCUCAUCUCCUAAAUACACAACCGGCUCCACUCUACUCAGCCCUUUUCGCCUAUAUGACCCCUAUGAUCCCUAUGGUCUCUAUAACCAAUAUGAGCACAGUCAGACUUUUAUCUCUCAAGGUCAUCCUCAGCCCUCCAGAUAUUCACCCUCCACAUCACGCUACUUUUUUCCCAGCACAUGCCCAGCCCCAGUAACCCUCUCUCACCCUAAUGAGCGAGGGCGACCUGUGCCCCGGGCUAGCCUUCAUGAAACGUUCCGCAGUGAGAGCUCAGGCCGUUUGCAGGUCAAAGGUCAAAUCCUACAUUCUAAUAGGAUACGACGUCGGUCCCCAUCACAAGGGUGGCCCCGCGCAGUGAACCAGUUGGACCUGGCGCAGGAACUGGCAAUGGUGGAGCUGUGUGGGCACAUUGAAGGUGGGAAAGGACCAUUAAGGGCGGUUUCUUUUGGGGAGAAUUCCAGUCGGGCAUGUGGCAGCUGCUCAGGACCAUUCUACUGGAGUUCAGAGAACUCCAAGAAUGCUCUGGGACUUGUGGGUCUAAGGAAUCUGGGGAACACUUGCUUCAUGAACUCCAUUCUGCAGUGUUUGAGUAACACACACGACCUGCGUGACUACUGUCUGCGCAACACACACCGUACUGACCUCAGCAACAACUGCAGGACCAAGGCGGCUCUAAUGGAGGAGUUUGCCAAGCUCACUCAGACGCUGUGGACAUCAGCAAGCAACGAAGCCAUCAGUCCCUCUGACUUCAAGACUCAGAUUCAGAAGUACGCUCCACGCUUCAUGGGCUACAAUCAGCAGGAUGCUCAGGAGUUUCUGCGCUUCCUCCUGGACGGGCUCCAUAAUGAAGUGAACCGAGGGUCACUGAAACCCCGAGCACCCAUAGAGGACUUCGACCACCUCUCGGAUGAUGAGAAAGCUAAGAGAAUGUGGAACAAGUACCUGGAGAGAGAAGACAGCAAAGUAGUUGAUCUGUUUGUUGGCCAGCUGAAAAGUUCACUGACCUGCAGCGAGUGUGGCUUCUGCUCCACUGUAUUCGAUCCGUUUUGGGAUCUGUCUUUACCUAUUGCCAAGACCUCUGGAGAGGUGAUGCUGAUCGACUGCCUUCGACUUUUCACUAAGGAAGAUGUACUGGAUGGGAAUGAGAAACCUACAUGCCAAAGGUGUAAAGCCAGGCGGAAAUGCACAAAGAAAUUCACUAUUCAGAAAUUCCCCAAAGUUCUGGUGCUUCAUUUAAAGCGAUUCUCUGAAGCUCGCCUGAAAACCGCCAAACUCUCUACUUUCGUCAACUUUCCCAUCAAAGAACUGGACUUGUGCGAGUUCGCUUCCGACAACAGCAUGCAUGCUGUGUAUAACCUGUAUGCAGUGUCAAAUCACACAGGCACCACAUUGGGUGGCCAUUACACAGCUUACUGCCGCAACCCUUCCACAGGAGAGUGGUACUCAUACAACGACUCCAGAGUAAGCCCUAUGUCCUCCAGCCAAGUGCGCAGCAGUGAUGCAUAUGUGCUGUUCUACGAGCUUGCAAACUCCUCGCGCUUGUGAUCCAGUCACAUCUAUAACUUAACGAAGGAUUCUGGAAUCACUAUGGAGCUGGUUAAGAACCAUGGCCUGGACUUGAGAAUAAACCUCAGCAAUGGCUGUGAGCCACAACCUGAGAUUGCUUUUAAGAUUUAUGAACAAAGAAUAGCGCACGAAGUGAACUAUGUUUGAGGCUUGAUGACUUGUUUACAAGCCUGAGACAUUUUCAGACACAGCCCUAAACAAGCUCCCAAUAUAAGGGCUUCAUCAUCCUGUAUUCCGCUGGAUGUAGGCUGCUGCUGCUAAAGGGAUGAGGAUGAAAACACUCCUUGUAGGAAGAAAGAAAGCAACUGGAACACUACCUCUCACAAUGAGCAGGACUUUGUGUUUGUGUGUGUGUGUGUGUGUGUGUGUGUGUGUGUGUGUGUGUAGCGGAUGAGAAAAGAACUAUGCACUGUGUACCUGGAGCUCUUUGUUUCUCUACAGUUAGUUAUUAUGAUCGCAUUGCGAAUUUAAUUUAUUCUGACAUUUUGAUGUUUUUAUUUUUGAGAGUCUGAAUGUGAAUAUAGGUCAUAACAGGAAAAAUAUAAUUUUCCAGUCUGUUCUUUUUUCUUUUUUUUUUUUCUUUUUACCCCAAAUAUAAUUUGCCAAUGUUUGGUACCUUUAUUUUUGCAUUUGAGCUAAUGAAAAUCUCUCACUCAAAAUCUUUCAUAAAUACAUGCCCAUAUGUUGCAAACUACACAGUCAAAAAGCGGUCUUAUGUUUUGUGAGAGUUCUGUGGUGUUUGUAAAAUAUAUUUUUUUUUGUGAGACAUACAUCACAUGUUAGAUGCUUUUGCUUUAAACUCCAGAAGCAUGUAAUAUAAUAAAUUUAGGAUAUACAGAAAGUUUUUAUUAUUAUUAUUAUUAUUAUUAUUAUUUUUAUAUAAUUUUAUAAAACAGAGCAGAUAAGCGCCCCCUGGUGGAGCUCAUCUUUGCAAUGAAGGUUUUGUUUAAUUUUAUGACCACAGAAAUUACUUUCACAUGGAAAACAGCUUUUACAGCACAUGGAGCCACCUGGUGUAUUUGUGCACAUUGUCUGUUUGAGAGCGAGCGUGUGUGUGGUGUGUGUGUGUGUGUGUGUGUGAUACAGUGGUGUGAUGUUUUAUUUAUGAAGUACAUGUUAUGAAUGUAUGUGUAUGUGAGUGAGUCCUAAUCAUAUGACGAACACAGAAGGGGUCCUUCCUGUCAAGUACGUUAUGGCUUUUUAAAAGCCAGAUAGAUGUAAAUAUUAAUAAAUUAAUCAAUAUGACAUAA
This is a messenger RNA of Silurus meridionalis, 3082 nucleotides long. It is a transcript of the gene usp2b, whose product is annotated as ubiquitin specific peptidase 2b. The record is from RefSeq and is a predicted model, not a curated record. Gene Ontology annotation, molecular function: cysteine-type deubiquitinase activity. Gene Ontology annotation, biological process: protein deubiquitination. Gene Ontology annotation, cellular component: cytoplasm. The coding region runs from base 255 to 1811 and encodes 518 amino acids. The transcript is spliced from 13 exons. NCBI's taxonomy places the organism in Eukaryota, Metazoa, Chordata, Actinopteri, Siluriformes, Siluridae.